Molecule: messenger RNA, 312 nt
Organism: Trichoderma harzianum CBS 226.95
Lineage: Eukaryota; Fungi; Ascomycota; Sordariomycetes; Hypocreales; Hypocreaceae
Exons: 2
Biological process (GO): modification-dependent protein catabolic process; protein ubiquitination
Cellular component (GO): cytoplasm; nucleus
Molecular function (GO): protein tag activity; ubiquitin protein ligase binding
Source: RefSeq, a predicted model, not a curated record
GACGUCGAACCCGGCAAGGCCGUACUAACAAAUGCGAUCAGUUUCGUGAAGACCCUGACGGGCAAGACCAUCACCCUUGAGGUCGAGUCCUCCGACACGAUCGACAAUGUCAAGUCCAAGAUCCAGGACAAGGAGGGCAUUCCCCCGGACCAGCAGCGAUUGAUCUUUGCUGGCAAGCAGCUCGAGGAUGGCCGCACCCUUUCCGACUACAACAUCCAGAAGGAGUCCACCCUCCACCUCGUCCUCCGUCUGCGUGGUGGUGUCAUUGAGCCCUCUCUGAAGGUUCUGGCCUCCAAGUUCAACUGCGACAAG